This is a messenger RNA of Lytechinus variegatus (green sea urchin), 1745 nucleotides long. RefSeq names its product enoyl-CoA delta isomerase 2-like. NCBI's taxonomy places the organism in Eukaryota, Metazoa, Echinodermata, Echinoidea, Temnopleuroida, Toxopneustidae. The record is from RefSeq and is a predicted model, not a curated record. The transcript has 8 exons. The coding region runs from base 166 to 951 and encodes 261 amino acids.
CUAAAACGCGUUUACAUAUACACAUUCUCUUCAAGUAUAUUUCAUAUCAUUAUCUAUAUAAUUCAAUUUGAUACCUUGAAAUUCCAAGUCUUUAUUUUAUUUCGACCAAGGAUUGAGUGGAUAGCCCAGCGGAAAUAUUUGAAACGACGGCAGAAUUCAGGCACAAUGAGUAGCAAUGCCAAAGGAAGCAUUUUGUAUCGUGUGGAGGAUGGCGUAGCGACAAUCACACUCAACAGACCGAAAAGGAAAAAUGCUCUUACACUUGAGAUGUACAACGAAAUACAAGAAGCACUGAAAGCAGCGGAACAAAAUGAUGAUGUAACCAUCGCAGUAAUUACAGGUACUGGGGAUUACUACUCAAGUGGGAAUGAUCUGGGGAACUUCAUGAAAGUUGACACGACUAAUAUAGAAGAGGCAACGAAACAAUCGAGCACACGAUUAGAGAGAUUUGUUAAUGCCUUCAUUGAUUUCCCGAAGCCUUUGAUUGCCGCAGUCAACGGUCCUGCAAUCGGCAUUGUUGUAACUACACUCGGAUUGAUGGAUAUCGUCUACGCCAGUGACAGAGCGACCUUUCACACCCCUUUUGCUGCUCUUGGUCAGAGUCCAGAAGGAUGCUCUUCGUAUACGUUCCCCAAGAUCAUGGGAACAGCGAAGGCCAAUGAGUUCUUGCUAUUUGGUAAGAAGAUGACCGCGCAGGAAGCAUUUGCUGGUGGUUUAGUGACAGAGGUCAUUCCUGAUUCUCAGUUCAUUGAUGUAGUAGACAAGAAGAUUAAAGAAUAUGCUAAACUUCCAAGAAAUGCUGUGCAAUCUGCAAAGAAUCUGAUCAGGAAUAGUGAGAAAGAGCACCUUCAUAGGGUGAACCGAGCCGAGUGUGACCUGCUGACCGAAAGAUGGACUUCAGAAGAAUGCACCCAGGCCAUCAUGAACUUCUUCUCGAAAUCAAAACUCUAAUGACUGAACUCUUUCAAGAUUUUUAAGUUUCACCCCAAUAGUAACGGGAUCGGAAUUCAAGAUGAAAUACUUUCAAAUUUAUUAUUUGCAACUAAAUCAUCGCUAUAUGCACUAUUUUGCCGACAUGCAGUACCCCCGCCCAUUCCCGAGUGUAUAACAUCACAAUUUUCACAUUGAAUUUGCUAUUUUUUAAGAUGAGAAGAGCUUAAAACAACAGGGAAUAUUUUAUAGCUCAAUAUAUAAAUAUGAUUCUGCACAAGAAAUAUUUAAACGUUCUCGGAAUAUAUUCACGACACUGUUGAUUAAAUUAUUGUAGUAAAACAUGUGCUAAUGCCAAAUAUAUAAAAGAUAAAAUUAGCAGAUGGAUUUUGAAGAAAAAUGCAGAAAAAAAGAGAACUGUGAAGUUGUUGUCAAAAAUGCUGUGUUUAUCUCUUUUUAGCCAGCAUCUGCUAGUGUGACUAAAGAUGUUUACUGGCUAAAAUCAUUUGAUAUGCAUUCAUUUCGCAUGCAUGCGGUAAUAUGCAUGUAUGGAAUCUCGAUUGUGUAUAUAAGAUAAGAUUCUACCGAGUGGUAUACUACAGCGUGGCGUCACGGGAGUGCAUGAUGGGAGGCGACCUGAAUGCUCCUUUGUGGUUUUUAAAUAUAAAUUUAAAAAAGAAUAUUUGAGAAAAGUUAGGGGAAAGAUAGGAAGGAGAAAUAUGAGUGGUGAAAAUAACUCUCUGGCCCGUAUUCUGAAGUCGGGUUUAACUUAAACUCAGGUUUAAAGUUGUGGUUUAAGCAUGGAUAGCCGAUUG